This is a messenger RNA of Aspergillus novofumigatus IBT 16806, 417 nucleotides long. RefSeq lists its product as uncharacterized. NCBI's taxonomy places the organism in Eukaryota, Fungi, Ascomycota, Eurotiomycetes, Eurotiales, Aspergillaceae. The transcript is spliced from 2 exons. The annotation marks the transcript as partial. The record is from RefSeq and is a predicted model, not a curated record.
UACAUGCUACUCUGCGAUGAGAUAGAACAGGAUCAUCUUGACUUCAUGCACGCUCUAUUCAAAAUUGCGCUGUGCUCAGCCAGAGUAAUUCACGUCCCUCAUACCUUCAACGGUCGCUUCCUUGAUCUGGGGUUCGGGACAGGAGUCUGGGCGAUCGAAAUGGAGAAAGCUUAUCCAAAUGCCUAUGUUCUCGGGGUCGACAUGUCGGCAAUUCAGCCACAUUUUCGUCCGCUAAAUUGUGUCUUCGAAGUUCCAUUUGACCAUGAGCUUCCCUGGUUGAUAGGUGAAGGGCGGUGGGAUGUUAUACACAUGCAGAUAGAAUGCGGCAGCAUAAGAAUAUUUGGCCAUCUACGUUGCGAUAUUUGGUUUGAACAACUGGAGGUAAAUUUCGAGCCUCGUUGCAAUGAUCGACCAUAG